AGAGCAAGUUUCUGUUUCAAGAGAAAAACCCAAGAAUAUAAUACUGGUUUUGUUACUAAUUCUAAUUUUAUAGCUAUAGUUUUUGAUUAAUUUUCUGAUUUGAUUUAUGAAUUAUAGGCUAGAAAUACUCCAUACAUAUAACUUGAUUGUUUCCUUCUGGGCUCUAGUGGGACUUUUUUUUUUUUUCUUUUUUAAACAAAACUGGGUCCAAUAAUUUAAUGUCUACAGGGAAGAGUAUUGUACAGUCCCUGGUAAUCCCUAGUGCCAGAGUUUGACAGCCUUUACUACCAUUGUCUAUUUAACCAAAAUCCUUGCUAAUAUAAAUUGACUGUAUUUCUCUUGGUUUGUUCUGGUGAAAAUAAGACAGACUGUCAUGAUUAUAGCGAUAACACUUCCAUUUUUUUCCCCUACUCCAAAGACUGUCUUUUACAGUACAAUUUUAGUUACUGUUACCCAAGUUAAGUUUAGAUUCUAUCACUGAAAACCUGGGUUUUGCCAUUUAUUGAGGUGUUAAUUGAAAUAUUAAUAUAUUUAGAGCAGAAAUGUCGUUUUUUAGGGAAUCUAGAGCAACAGCAAAGCUGAGGUCAAACUGCCAUAAGGAUGGACACCAAGGAAGCUGUGUUGGGGACAAAAAGAAAUCAAGAUAAGCAACAUGAACCGUGAAGACCGGAAUGUGCUGCGUAUGAAAGAACGGGAAAGGCGGAAUCAGGAAAUUCAGCAGGGCGAAGACGCCUUCCCACCUAGUUCUCCUCUCUUUGCUGAGCCAUACAAAGUUACUAGCAAAGAAGAUAAGUUAUCAAGCCGUAUUCAGAGUAUGCUUGGAAACUACGAUGAAAUGAAGGAUUUCAUAGGAGACAGAUCUAUACCAAAGCUUGUUGCAAUUCCCAAGCCUACAGUACCACCAUCAGCAGAUGAAAAAUCUAACCCAAAUUUCUUUGAACAGAGACAUGGAGGCUCUCAUCAGAGUAGCAAAUGGACUCCAGUAGGACCCGCACCCAGCACUUCUCAGUCUCAGAAACGGUCCUCAGGCUUACAGAGUGGACAUAGUAGCCAGCGGACCAGUGCAGGUAGUAGUAGUGGCACUAAUAGUAGCAGUCAGAGGCAUGACCGUGAGUCAUAUAACAGUAGUGUGAGCAGUAGCCGGAAAAAAGGCCAGCAUGGAUCAGAACACUCCAAGUCACGUUCUUCUAGCCCCGGAAAACCCCAGGCUGUUUCUUCAUUAAGCUCUAGUCAUUCCAGGUCUCAUGGGAGUGAUCACCAUAGUAAGGAACAUCAACGCUCCAAAUCGCCUCGGGACCCUGAUGCAAACUGGGAUUCUCCUUCCCGUGUACCUUUUUCAAGUGGGCAGCACUCAAAUCAAUCUUUCCCACCCUCAUUGAUGUCAAAGUCCAACUCGAUGUUACAGAAACCCACUGCCUAUGUGCGGCCCAUGGACGGACAAGAGUCCAUGGAACCAAAGCUGUCUUCUGAGCACUACAGCAGCCAAUCCCAUGGCAACAGCAUGACUGAGCUGAAGCCCAGCAGCAAAGCACAUCUCACCAAGCUGAAAAUACCUUCCCAACCACUGGAUGCAUCAGCUUCUGGUGAUGUGAGCUGUGUGGAUGAAAUCCUAAAAGAGAUGACGCAUUCAUGGCCUCCCCCUCUAACGGCUAUUCAUACACCAUGCAAAACAGAACCUUCCAAAUUUCCUUUUCCAACUAAGGAGUCUCAGCAGUCCAAUUUUGGCCCUGGAGAACAAAAAAGAUAUAAUCCUUCUAAAACUUCAAAUGGGCACCAGUCUAAAUCUAUGUUAAAAGAUGACUUAAAACUGAGCAGCAGUGAAGACAGUGAUGGGGAACAGGAUUGUGAUAAGACAAUGCCGAGGAGCACACCAGGAAGUAACUCUGAACCUUCACACCAUAAUAGUGAAGGAGCAGAUAACUCCAGGGAUGAUUCUAGUAGCCACAGUGGAUCUGAAAGCAGCUCUGGAUCUGACUCAGAGAGUGAAAGUAGUUCCAGUGACAGUGAGGCAAAUGAGCCAUCCCAGAGUGCAUCUCCCGAGCCUGAACCCCCGCCAACAAACAAGUGGCAACUUGAUAAUUGGCUGAAUAAGGUGAACCCACAUAAAGUGUCACCUGCUUCUUCAGUGGACAGUAACAUCCCAUCAUCUCAAGGUUACAAAAAGGAAGGCCGAGAGCAGGGCACUGGGAAUAGCUACACUGAUACAAGUGGACCUAAAGAAAUGAGUUCCGCUACUCCUGGACGAGACUCCAAAACCAUCCAAAAGGGAUCAGAAAGUGGGCGUGGGAGGCAGAAAUCUCCUGCUCAGAGUGACAGCACAACACAGAGAAGAACUGUAGGCAAAAAACAACCCAAAAAGGCUGAGAAGGCAGCUGCUGAAGAGCCUCGUGGAGGCCUGAAGAUAGAAAGUGAAACCCCUGUAGACUUGGCUAGCAGUAUGCCCUCCAGCAGACACAAAGCAGCCACCAAAGGCUCAAGGAAACCCAAUAUAAAGAAGGAGUCUAAGUCUUCCCCUCGACCGGCAGCAGAGAAAAAGAAAUAUAAGUCAACAAGUAAAUCUUCCCAGAAAUCAAGGGAAAUCAUAGAAACAGAUACCUCAUCCUCAGACUCGGAUGAAAGCGAGAGCCUUCCUCCUUCCUCACAGACUCCUAAGUACCCCGAGAGUAAUAGGACUCCUGUUAAACCCUCCUCAAUAGAGGAAGAAGAUAGCUUUUUUCGGCAACGAAUGUUCUCUCCUAUGGAAGAGAAGGAACUUCUUUCACCCCUCAGUGAGCCUGAUGACAGGUAUCCACUUAUUGUGAAGAUUGACCUGAAUCUUUUGACUAGAAUACCAGGAAAGCCUUACAAAGAAACAGAGCCACCCAAGGGGGAAAAGAAAAAUGUGGCAGAAAAACACACGAGAGAGGCCCAGAAACAACCCUCAGAAAAAGUUUCCAACAAAGGCAAGAGGAAGCAUAAGAAUGAAGACGAUAGCCGAGCCAGUGAGAGCAAGAAACCCAAAACGGAGGACAAGAAUUCAGCAGGCCAUAAGCCAUCCAGCAACAGAGAGUCAUCUAAGCAGAGUGCUGCAAAAGAAAAGGAUUUGUUGCCUUCUCCCGCUGGGCCUGUUCCUUCAAAAGAUCCAAAAACAGAGCAUGGCUCUAGGAAGAGGACUAUUAGUCAGUCUUCUUCCUUAAAGUCAAGCAGUAACAGCAACAAGGAGACAAGUGGCAGCAGCAAAAACAGUUCUUCUGCAUCCAAGCAGAAGAAGACUGAAGGGAAGACUUCCAGUAGCUCCAAGGAGGUUAAGGAAAAGGCUCCAAGUAGCUCCUCUCACUGUCCUCCAUCUGCACCAACUCUUGAUUCUUCUAAGCCUCGGAGGACAAAGCUUGUCUUUGAUGACAGAAAUUAUUCAGCAGACCAUUAUCUACAAGAAGCAAAAAAGCUAAAGCACAAUGCAGAUGCAUUGUCUGAUAGGUUUGAGAAAGCUGUAUACUAUCUUGAUGCUGUGGUAUCUUUCAUUGAAUGUGGGAAUGCAUUAGAGAAAAAUGCUCAGGAAUCCAAAUCCCCAUUCCCUAUGUAUUCAGAGACGGUGGAUCUCAUCAAAUACACUAUGAAGCUAAAGAACUACUUGGCACCAGAUGCUACAGCUGCAGAUAAACGACUCACAGUACUUUGCCUGCGAUGCGAAUCUUUGCUGUACCUGAGGCUGUUCAAACUGAAGAAGGAAAAUGCUCUGAAGUACUCAAAGACACUGACAGAGCACCUGAAGAAUUCUUACAAUAAUUCUCAAGCACCAUCGCCUGGUUUGGGAAGCAAAGCUGUGGGGAUGCCUUCCCCUGUUUCUCCAAAGCUGUCACCAGGCAAUUCAGGAAAUUACUCAUCUGGGGCCAGUAGUGCUUCUGCAAGUGGUUCUUCAGUGACCAUUCCACAGAAGAUCCACCAGAUGGCAGCCAGCUAUGUUCAGGUCACGUCCAACUUCCUCUAUGCCACCGAAAUUUGGGACCAAGCUGAACAGCUUUCCAAAGAGCAAAAAGAAUUCUUUGCUGAACUGGAUAAAGUAAUGGGUCCUCUCAUCUUUAAUGCAAGCAUCAUGACAGAUCUAGUUCGUUACACCCGGCAGGGACUGCACUGGCUUCGCCAGGAUGCCAAGUUGAUAUCUUGAACUGAACACAUUCUCGUUGCCUCUGAUUUUCUCCACAACACUGUGUCACAUCACGAAGGAAAACUGCCAUAACAUACCACCUAGUCGACACUAAGAAUGAGGAAUAGUUUUCUCCUCGUUGGUUCAUGUGUUGUUGUUUUUUAUAAUCCAAAGCCAUCAUGUCAGUUGGCCCCUUUAAUAUUUCCAAUGUGAAAAAUUAUUUAAAUGCUUUUAAAUCUGCAGCACAUUGAUAAGAUGGUUUCCAUGAGCUAUAAGAUUGAAAUUCCAGUUGCAAUUCAUAACUAAUGAAUUGAAAUUUUAUUUAUUUUAAUUUUUUUAAGUUCCCAGACGGGGGCUAGUUUAAGACUUCGUUAUUUCUGCCUAUGAAUUUACUCUGUUGAAUAUUUAGCAUAAAUUUAAUGUAGACAUUUUUAUUUAUAUACUUUGGGAGCUUUAUUACCUAAUGUCUUUUUGUGGUAGCUGUUCUAAGAGUAAGAAGUGGUUCAUCUAAAAUAAGGACAUAUUCUUUCUAUACCUACUACCUGAUAAUUGAAAUGAUAACUCCCAUUUUAUUAUUGUGGAAUUUACAGUUAGUAUUAAGGAUAUUCUUCUAUACAUGAAAAAUCACUUAAAUGUGAGAGAAUGGCAUUCUACAUGUAUGUAAUAUGAAAUGUGUCUGAUUUGGUAUGCAUUAUUUCAAAAACUGUGAAUGUGUGUUAACACUACAGCAAUCACAAGGUGACUAUAACUUGCAUUUAAUGCAUUACAAAAGAGGGUGGGCAAACUUUCUAGAAGAAGCAUUUGGUGUUAAAGGUUUUCAUAAAAGGACAAUCCUGAACUUUAUGGAUUUUAUUAAAACCAUAUGUUCUUUUUUUUGCUAAUCAUUUGACACUUAAUCAAAACAGAAUAAGUACUGAGGGUUGCUGCCUAUGUGUCUGAUAAUCUUUGAUGGUUAGAGUUAUUUUUCAGAUUUUUCCCCCUCAUACUGGAUUGUGAUGCUCUGAUAUGAGCAUGCAGUGACUGAUACAGAAAUAGGCUGGAGCUUUGGUGUGUGCUUUUGCUAUACAACUUACAGUUCUAAUGCCUGAUGUAGAGAUGAUGAAUUUCUUCUUUUUAAACCUAUCUUAUGUUUACUCCUUUUGUAUUAUGAAGGCCCUCUUCAAUGAUGUAUGUUUCUGAUGGAAUCAGAAAAUUUCACACUAGAAAAGUGUACCUAACUUGUUCAGUGUGAGCUCUCGGGACGGGGAGGGGGCCAGGGGUAGAGCUUAAGAAGCCGGCUCUGUAAGAGUUGUAUAUCAAAGUACCUUCUGCUACAAGGUGCAUAUAGAAGUCAAAGGUAAGAAAUGUACCCUCUGUACUUUAUUUUUCAUGCCCCUAUCAUGUUUGGUGUGCCUUAAAUCUUACCUUGAAAUGAAGACUAUGGAUUGUUUACAAAUGAAGUUUUACACUAGGACCAGAUUGUCCAUACAUGAUUGGUCUUCUACAAUAAUAAUGUUAAAUUCUCUUUCAUUUUAAAUCUUUCUUUAGGGUCACAGAAAGAGUAGUUCUUUCAGAAAAGCUAUUGCUUUGGUACAUGACUUAGUCUGACCAAUUGGGUAAUGCUGCUUUGAAAAAUAGUUUGUCCCUCUCCCCAUUCCAAAAAUGAAUCUAUCUAGUCAGAAAAAAAAAUAUUAUCCUACUAUUUGUAGAUGAUUGCUAAGGCCUGAAAUAGGAAAGGGGAAUGAAGGGAUAGAAAAGCUUCAAGUCCCGUGGUGCAGUGAAUCCUUUGAGUUUGAGUCUUUUUUACACUUAGUUCUGAAGGUUAACUUACAUUGUCCUUGUGGCUUCAUAUUUAUAGAGCUUCUUAACUGUUUUGUACCUCAGAUUGUUUUUAGAUAUCAUUGAAGAUUGAGAUGUACAAAUUAUGUUGAAUUUAACCCGUUUCCCUUGGAGAAAUUGCCUCUGAUAUGUUUCUAACUUAAUUUUAGUGUGUUCUAGGAACAGUUUUCCAUAAGAGGACAACUUCUCAGCGAUCAUGAUAGUUAUUUAGUAAGAAAUAAUGGUUGUUAAUCAAGUACAUGUAUGUCUUGUCCUUCUCUGACUUCUCUGACUCCGAUUCCUUAACUUGCAGUGUUGUCUUAGAAAUGGAAAAAGUAUCCUCCGGGCUUUCAGACUUUCAGCAACAACAGCCAGUGGGUACCUCUAAGUUCUAGUGUGUUCUAGUCUCUUGUGUGUCCUGAAAGGCAGCAGGAGCAUUUCUGGGGUCACACUGAUUAUUUUGUUAAAGCAGAGUUUCCUGCAUGGUUUAUGGUGCUGCUCUAAUAUUUUCUCUUUAAAACUGUGUUAAUUUUUGGAGAAUGACUUUUUCAACCUUUUCAUUGUGAAGGGUUUUUCCCACAAGGUUGUAAUGGGCAAUGAAUAGAAAUCCUAUCGUAAAUGAUUGAAUAUUCAGUGUCAUAGUGUGUGGAAAUACUCCCUUUCCUUCACAUCUGUCUUCUUAGAUGUUCUGUCUUUGUCAUCAUCUGCUCCAGCACGUACUUUGGACUCCUUUACAGGUGACCAUUCCUCCCUCCUCAAUAGAUGUCCUCAGUGUUUUCUAACCAUUUAAAACUGAAUUUGACGAGUGGCUAAAAACUUAGUCUGAGACUUGUACUUAACAUGUGGUUAAUUAUAGAAAUAACAACUAUUUUAACAAUUACUCUGUUGAUUGCUCUUUAUGACCACACUUGUAUGCCAGGAGGCAGCAGCCUAUACACCAUUGGACUCUUUACAAGCAACCGACGAACCAAUUGCAGUGGAUGCAGUUGUCACAUUAGUCUUGCUUGGGCCAGACUGGGCUGGGCUAUGGGGAGCAUUCUCCUUCAGGGGAGUUUCCACAGCUCAGCCCAGGCUCCAGUCUGGUUAGAGAGCAUCCAGCCCAUUCCUUGCCUCAGUGCCACCUUUUUCUGGGCAAGUGCUUUAUACACAGUGAGUACUUCAGAUAAACUUACAGCCGUAGCUGCCGAAGAAUGGAGAAGGUUGACCACCAUUGAUUUAAUUCUCUAGUGUGAAAGCAAUUGAGAGCAGUGUGUGCACAAACCCACAGAUGCCUGUGUUUCUGGGAGCUCUCGCAGUGGUGGAUUUAUAGGCACCUGGGCUGCACUUUGAGUGACACACUUGUGGCUUUAUUAGAUUGACUGGUUUUUAAAAAAUUGUUGUUCGUUUCUUUUCAUUAAAGAUUUAAUCAGCCAGAUCAGACAGCAUCAUUUUGUAUUUAAUGACAGAAACUUUGGUACAUUUUUUCAUGAAUGAGCUUGCAUUCUGAAGCAAGAGCCUACAAAAGGCAUCUGUUAUAAAUGAAAGUUCUGGCUCUGGAGGCCAGUACUCUGUGGAGUUUCGGAGCAGCCAGUGAUUGUUCCAAUCAGUGAUGCCUAGUUAUAUAGAGGAAGGGUACACUGUGCACUCUUCUAGGUGUAAGGGUAUGCAACUUUGGAUCUUAAAAUUAUGUACACAUACACACUUUAUAUAUAUGUAUGUAUGUAUGAAAACAUGAAAUUAGUUUGUCAAAAAUGUGUGUGUUUAGUAUUUUAGCUUAGUGCAACUAUUUCCACAUUAUUUAUUAAAUUGAUCUAAGACACUUUCUUGUUGACACCUUGAAUAUUAAUGUUCAAGGGUGCAAUGUGUAUUCCUUUAGAUUGUUAAAGCUUAAUUACUAUGAUUUGUAGUAAAUUAACUUUUAAAACGUAUUUGAGCACUUCUGUAGUGUAAUAGGGCUCUUACAGGGUGGGAAAGAUUUUAAUUUUCCAGUUGCUAGUUGAACAGUAUGGCCUCAUUAUAUAUUUUGAUUUAUAGGAGUUUGUGUCUGGGUCCCAGGAACAUCUUCUGGAGAUGACUGUUAGGCAGCUUGUGAUGAUGUUUUUUUU
Messenger RNA from Sapajus apella (tufted capuchin), 8004 nucleotides. It is a transcript of the gene AFF4, whose product is annotated as AF4/FMR2 family member 4. The transcript has 21 exons. The record is from RefSeq and is a predicted model, not a curated record. Lineage: Eukaryota; Metazoa; Chordata; Mammalia; Primates; Cebidae. Gene Ontology annotation, biological process: regulation of gene expression. Gene Ontology annotation, cellular component: super elongation complex; nucleus. Bases 653 to 4144 code for a protein of 1163 amino acids.